Brettanomyces nanus is the source of this 1248-nucleotide messenger RNA. RefSeq names its product argininosuccinate synthetase (gene ARG1). Gene Ontology annotation, molecular function: argininosuccinate synthase activity; ATP binding. The transcript has a single exon. NCBI's taxonomy places the organism in Eukaryota, Fungi, Ascomycota, Pichiomycetes, Pichiales, Pichiaceae. The coding region runs from base 1 to 1248 and encodes 415 amino acids. The record is from RefSeq and is a predicted model, not a curated record. Gene Ontology annotation, biological process: L-arginine biosynthetic process; urea cycle. Gene Ontology annotation, cellular component: cytoplasm.
AUGUCUAAAGGUAAAGUUUGUUUGGCUUAUUCGGGAGGUUUGGAUACCUCUGUUAUUCUCGCCUGGUUGAUUGAACAGGGAUAUGAAGUCGUUGCUUUUAUGGCCAACAUUGGUCAGGAAGAGGAUUUUGAAGCUGCUAAGAUCAAGGCUUUAGCUAUCGGUGCCACUAAGUUUGUUUGUGUCGACAUUCAAGAGGAGUAUGUGAAAAAGGUUCUUUUCCCCGCUAUCCAGGUGAAUGCUAUUUAUGAGAAUGUAUACUUAUUGGGUACUGCCUUGGCCAGACCUGUUAUUGCAAAGGCUCAGAUUGCUGUUGCUGAGCAGGAAGGUUGUUUUGCUGUUACACACGGAUGUACUGGUAAGGGAAAUGAUCAAGUCAGAUUUGAAUUGUCAUUCUACGCUUUGCAGCCUGAUAUCAAGGUGAUUACUCCAUGGAGAGAGCCUUCGUUUUUCAAAAGAUUUGCUGGUAGACAAGAUUUGCUUGACUAUGCCACUGAGAAGGGUAUUCCAGUGCAUCAGACUAAAUCUAAACCCUGGUCCACAGAUGAAAACAUGGCUCAUAUUUCUUUUGAGGCCGGUAUCUUGGAAGAUCCAAAUCACACGCCUCCAAAAGAUAUGUGGAAGUUAACAGUGGAUCCUCUGGACGCUCCUGACGAGCCUGAAGAUUUCACCAUACAAUACAAGCAAGGUAUACCUGUUAAGUUGACCUUGGCCGAUGGUACCGAGGUUUCUGACCCGGUGAAGUUAUUCUUGACGGCCAAUGCUAUUGCCAGAAGGAACGGUGUCGGCAGAAUUGAUAUUGUUGAAAACAGAUUUAUUGGCAUCAAGUCCAGAGGUUGUUAUGAGACUCCAGGAUUGACCAUCUUAAGAAGUUGCCAUGUUGAUCUUGAAGGUUUGACUUUAGACAGGGAGGUUAGAGCUAUCAGAGACAGCUAUGUUACCCCAACUUAUUCUAGAUUGUUGUACAACGGUAAGUACUUUACUCCAGAGUGUGAGUACGUCAGAACUAUGAUUGCUCCUUCCCAGAAGACUGUCAAUGGUGUUGUUAGAGCAAGAUGUUACAAGGGUUCUUUGUCCAUUCUUGGCAGAUAUUCCUCCACGGAGCAUUUGUAUGAUGCUACCGAGUCUUCUAUGGAUGAGUUGACUGGCUUUGAGCCUGUUGAUGCAAGCGGAUUUAUUGCUAUCCAGUCCAUUAGAAUCAAGAAGUAUGGUCAGAGCGCUAGAAAGGAUGGCGGUUCUCUCAAUCUAUGA